This is a messenger RNA of Physella acuta, 816 nucleotides long. RefSeq lists its product as uncharacterized. NCBI's taxonomy places the organism in Eukaryota, Metazoa, Mollusca, Gastropoda, Physidae. The record is from RefSeq and is a predicted model, not a curated record.
GGUUAUAAAAGCUCUCGAGGAAUACUUUGAUAUAUUUAGCUUUAUUUAAGCCAGACGUUCAGAAGAGGGAGUUGUUUCUCCGUCUCCCAGUUAAAAAUGUUCCAAGUUUUGCUGUUCUCCUGUCUCCUAGCAACGGCGUUCUGUGCUGAGGGGGAAGACACCGAAUCGGAAAUCUCCAAACGCCAGAGCUACUUCGAUCCUACCAACAACUACACCUACAGCUUCAUCGACAUCUACAAUGCCGGUCAAAGCUUGCUCAAUAUGGCCCGUAAUGGUAUUUUUGGUGUAGAUCUGGCGCACGCGGCGGCUGAUUUAAGCGCCCUCUUUAAAGGAUUCCAGCAGGCAAACUAUGGCAACGUCACGGGGUCGGAGGUCAAGUCAGCCAUUAAAGAAGUGAUGUACAACAUCGGAUACGGGGGAAUCUCUCUGUACUUUGAUGAUGAUAUGAAUAGAGAUGCUGGCCUGCUGCACUAUCUAUUGACUAUGCUGGAUCAAGAAUUAAGUUAUGCCUACAACUACAAUUACAACAACAACUGGUAUUAUUAUACUAUUCCAUUGAAGCCAAGGCUAGGGGCAAUGUGUCUCAUUCUCGACACCAUUCAGAGCACAGCUGUACACGUUGUUGGAGGCCUGUCCUACGUCUCCUAUGAUGAAGAUGGCAUCUUUUCACGCAAGAGAAGUGAGGAUGAGGAAGAGACUACUGCACCAGAAACCAGAGACCUGCCGACAGGUUUGAGUGGUCGAGGCAGGUGGACGUCAGGUAACCUAAAGAAGUUCAUGUGGCAGUAUAACAGGUACUCUGAUAACUAUAUGUGA